Messenger RNA from Corythoichthys intestinalis (scribbled pipefish), 1335 nucleotides. Its product is annotated as nicotinate-nucleotide pyrophosphorylase [carboxylating]-like. Gene Ontology annotation, molecular function: nicotinate-nucleotide diphosphorylase (carboxylating) activity. Bases 137 to 1165 code for a protein of 342 amino acids. Gene Ontology annotation, biological process: NAD+ biosynthetic process; quinolinate catabolic process. The record is from RefSeq and is a predicted model, not a curated record. The transcript has 5 exons. NCBI's taxonomy places the organism in Eukaryota, Metazoa, Chordata, Actinopteri, Syngnathiformes, Syngnathidae. Gene Ontology annotation, cellular component: cytoplasm.
AAAUUAUCGCGUUAACGGGCGUUAAUUAAUUUUUAAAAUUAAUCACGUUAAAAUAUUUGACGCAAUUAACGCACCCGCUGGCAUAUUGCCUCAAACAUUACAAUGAGGCCGUUUAUGGACAUUAAGAGUGAAGAGAAUGCCACCGGCCGCUUGGGGGCAGCGCCGUUCCAUACUCAUGUUAUGUCUUCUAAACGUGGGAGAAUUAGUAGUUGUGAGACGUUUAUGCUGUAUUCACAAUGCAAUGCAAAUUGCUAUUUGUGCUCAACACAUAUUUCGAAUGACUCCCUCCAAACAUAUACCCGCACAUUCACUCCCACCCCACGCUGUGGCACAGCUGGCAAAGGCAUGGCUUGCUGAGGACACACCAAAUUUUGACCCGGCGGGAGUGUGUGUGGGGUCCCGGGAGGUGGAGGCAAGACUGUUGUGUAAAAGCCCACACAGUAUUUUGGCGGGGAGCCCCUUCUUUACAGCGGUGUUCCAAGAGGUCGGCUGCACCGUGGAUUGGAUUUACCAAGACGGAGAUGAAAUUGGCACUGGUGCUGUCAUACUCACUGCUGUGGUGCGAGGCCCUGCCAGAUGCCUUCUCCUGGGUGAAAGGCCAGCUCUAAACUGUCUGGCUCGGGCCUCUGGGAUCGCCACUCGGUGCUCUCGGCUCCAUAAAAUAGCAGAAGCGGGAGGAUGGCAUGGAGAAGUGGCGGGAACACGUAAAACAACUCCUGGCUUUCGCUUGGUGGAAAAGUACGCGAUGCUGGUAGGUGCCGUGUCGAUGCACAGGCAGGAUUUGAGUGGAAUGGUGAUGCUGAAGGACAACCAUGUCUGGGCUUCAGGAAGCAUCACAGAGGCUGUGAAAGCUACCAGGUCAGUGUGCGGUUUCAGCAGUAAGAUUGAAGUGGAGUGUCGCUCCACAGAAGAGGCCAUGGAGGCAGCCACAGCAGGAGCCGACAUAGUAAUGCUAGACAAUUUCCAGCCACAGGUGCUCCAUCUUGCAGCUGGUGCACUGAAACAAAAAUUCCCAGAUCUGCUGAUAGAAGCCAGUGGAGGUGUGACACCUGAAAACCUAAUUGACUAUUUUUCUCCAUGUGUGGACAUCAUCUCUCUGGGCUGUAUUACACAAGGGUGCCCAGUUGUGGACUUCUCACUUAAGGUUCAGGAGCCAGUUUCUUAGGUAGACCUGUUGUAUUGGAUUGCCAGCUGAAAUACUAACAGUAGGGGUGUGACAAAAUACCCAAAUGGUGAUAUAUCGUGAUACGUUGUAUCCCCAAAAGAUUCUCGAUAUGCUCCUGCCAAGAAUUGAUGUAUCUUUUUAAAAAGGUGUCUCUGUUUAAAAAAUAAAUA